UCAUCUUCCAGGCCAAUAGAUUGAAAAACUUUCAAUCUGACGUUCUUUCUUUGAGAUUGAAAUGGCUAGUUCUACUGCUGCAGCAUCUAACACGUCCAGAAAGAGGGCAAGAAAAUCAACACCUUCAUCUCGAAGGGUAUGGACUCCAGAAGAGGAACUUACUCUUGUAGAUGGAUUAAAAGAAUUGUGUGUUAAUGGUUGGAGAGGAGAUAAUGGAACCUUUAGACAUGGAUAUUUAAUGGAAUUGGAACACUACAUGAAUGCUCGUCAUCCUAACUGUGGAUUGAAAUCUCUACCACAUGUUGAUUCUAAAAUAAGAGCAUGGAAAAAGAGUUAUGCAACAAUAUCGUUGCUAAAGAGUCGAAGUGGUUUAGGAUUCCAAUAUAGUGAUGGAAGUAUCUUAGUUGAUGAUCCUAAAGCUUGGGAUGACUUGAUAAAGGUUGAUCCAAAUGCCAAGUCAGUGAACUUAAAAAAAUGGCCAUUAUUUGCUGACUGGGAAGUGAUAUUUGGCAAGGAUAGAGCUACUGGAGAGUUUGCCGAAGGGCCAGAAGAUGCUGUUGAAGAAAUAGAAAGAAUUGAAGCUCAAGAAAUUACUGAUGGCAUGUCUGUGGGAUUUCCUAUUGAUGUUGUCGACGUAGAUGAUGCUUCAGGCACAAGAGAAGAUCAAGCUGCUCAAGAGGAACCUAAUGUAUCAACUGGAGCAACACAAAGUCCAUUUACUACUCAAGAUGAACCUAAUGAAUCAACUGGAGCAGCACAAAGUUCAUUCACAACUCAAAAAGGUGAAACCCAUCAAUCUCAAAAACAAGGUAAUAGUUUUAAAGCAUCAUCUUCUAAAGUCAACGAAAAAGGUAGAUGCAAAAAAAGAAAAACAACUGAAGAUGAUAAUGAGACUGUUCUUAAAGGUUUGAUGGAGGUGAUGAAACAAUUCACUGAAAGCCAUGAUAAAAGGAUGGCUUCUUUAAUUGACAAGCUAGAAGAGCGUGAUCUAUCUGAGAUUCGUGGUAAGAUAUUUUCUAUUAUUGGAUCCCCUGCAUUUGAAAUAUACAACUCAGAUGAACGAGUCAAGGCAGCAAUGGGAAUUACUCAAGAUAUAAAGAGGAUGGAAUUCUUCUUAAGCAUCAGUGAACUUGAACGCCACAGUAUGAUAUGGAUGAUUAUUAAUGAUAAGCUUUAAAUCACUGAUGGUUUUUGUGUAGCUAUUUUGUAAGGUCUAACUAUAAUGGGAUUUUUUGUUACCUAGUAGAAUGUCCACAAAUGUACAUAUAUGUGAAUGUUGUGGGCUUAAAGUAGGUUGUUUUUGUAUAACAAAUGCAUGAUUAGGUUCAACAUUAGUGUUUUUUUAAGUAGCCAACUCAGAUGCUCUUCAGA
This is a messenger RNA of Solanum verrucosum, 1371 nucleotides long. RefSeq lists its product as uncharacterized. The transcript is spliced from 3 exons. The record is from RefSeq and is a predicted model, not a curated record. The coding region runs from base 62 to 1177 and encodes 371 amino acids. NCBI's taxonomy places the organism in Eukaryota, Viridiplantae, Streptophyta, Magnoliopsida, Solanales, Solanaceae.